GCUGACCCCAAUGCGCCUCGUAAGCGCAGAAGUCGCUUUGGGGAAGCAAAAGUUGCAGAGGUCCCAGGAUUGCCCACUGCGGUUUCCUCCGCGGGUGUCUCGCUCAGAGAUCUCGAUAACUAUGCUAUCACCAUGCGUCUUGAAGAGAUUAACCGCAAGCUUCGCCUAAAUGAUGUUGUGCCGCCCGAGCGAGAGAGAUCUCCUUCCCCUCCCCCUACAUAUGACUCACACGGCCGCCGCACCAACACUCGCGAUAUCCGUUACCGCAAAAAGCUUGAAGAAGAACGAGUCAGACUAGUCGAGAAAGCGAUGAAGAAUGAUCCUAAUUUUCAACCUCCUGCUGAAUAUCACCAACAGAAACGGUCUCACCGUCCACAAGACAAGGUCUACAUUCCCGUCAAAGAGUUCCCGGAGAUCAAUUUCUUUGGCUUGCUAGUCGGACCUCGUGGAAACAGUUUGAAGAAGAUGGAGCGCGAAAGUGGUGCUAAAAUCAGUAUCAGAGGCAAGGGCAGUGUGAAAGAAGGGAAGGGUCGCCCGGAGGCAUAUGCAGAUGAUGCCGAGGAGGAUCUCCACUGCUUGGUCAUGGCUGAAACUGAGGACAAAGUUGAGGCUUGUGUCUCAAUGAUUAACAAAGUUAUCGAAACAGCUGCUUCGACACCCGAAGGCCAGAACGACCAUAAGCGCAAUCAACUUCGAGAACUCGCUGCUCUCAAUGGCACAUUACGUGACGACGAGAACCAAAUCUGUCAAAAUUGUGGCAACCGGGGUCAUCGCAAGUACGACUGCCCUGAACAAAAGAAUUAUUCUGCCAACAUCAUCUGCCGCAUUUGUGGUUCGGCAGGCCAUAUGGCCCGUGAUUGCACUUCUGGCAAGGGAGAUCCCAAUGGAUUCAUCAGUCCUACUGGGGCAGGAAUGGGAACGCCAGGGGCCGGGCCAGGCGGCGGCUUCGACUCGGAGUACGCCAAGCUGAUGGCCGAACUCGGUGAAGGCAGUGCUGGUGUUGGAGGUGGACAAGGUGGUGGGGCGUCGGGGCUUAUUGGUAGUGGCUCUAAGGUUCCGCCAUGGCGCCUCCCAGAAAUGUGGAUCCAAAACAACCCACGCCCUUCACAGGGCUUCACGCCUGGAUUCAGUCCAGGAGGAUACUAUCCUCAACAAGCAUAUGGAGGGUACACGGGUGGAUAUCAAGCGUCUUAUUCGCAACCCGGGUUUGACCAACAAGCCGCUUACGCUCAGUACUACCAGAGCCUCCAACAACAGCAGUAACUUGUUCUCCUCUAAUAUAUAUUCCCAGUGGGCUCCUCCUUAACAAAUCCUCCAGUUUUAGCACCCGCGUUCUACUCAACAUCGCAUAUCGGUAAAACGGCUUCCAUUCCACGGCCAAGUCAUUCAUGUUGCGAUCGCUGACACAAUUACUGACCGACCAGCUGUUGCUGACGUGCUUUGUGGUUCACCCUUAACACAUCCUUUCUCAUACGCUUUCCUUCGGGUCCAAUGGGCGCUUGCCCUC
This is a messenger RNA of Cantharellus anzutake, 1507 nucleotides long. RefSeq lists its product as uncharacterized. The transcript has 3 exons. The record is from RefSeq and is a predicted model, not a curated record. Gene Ontology annotation, molecular function: zinc ion binding; mRNA binding. Gene Ontology annotation, cellular component: nucleus. Gene Ontology annotation, biological process: regulation of mRNA splicing, via spliceosome. The annotation marks the transcript as partial. Lineage: Eukaryota; Fungi; Basidiomycota; Agaricomycetes; Cantharellales; Hydnaceae.